This is a messenger RNA of Meloidogyne enterolobii, 588 nucleotides long. NCBI's taxonomy places the organism in Eukaryota, Metazoa, Nematoda, Chromadorea, Rhabditida, Meloidogynidae. The record is from the annotation of a GenBank genome assembly.
AUGAUUGAAAGAGUCGGCGCCGAUUACUGUAACAAAUUGCAACAUCCACGCCUGUUAAAAACACACUUUUCUCACCACAAUUGCCCCCAGAACAACCUGUCAAAAUAUAUUUUUGCUUGUAGAAACCCAAAAGAUUGUCUCGUUUCUUACUAUCAUCACAACAAAAAUUUUAAAAUUUAUGACUGGGCAGACGGCAAUUUCGACCAAUUUUUCCAACUUUUUAUUGAAGGAAAAUUGGCCUUUGGAGAUUAUUUUGAACAUUUGAAUAGCUGGCUUCCACAAAAACUUAACAACAAAAAUUUAUUAUUUUUAAAAUAUGAGGAUAUGUUGAAGGAUUUGAAAGGAACGAUAAUUUCAAUUGCCAAAUUUUUGGGGGAAAAUUCAGCAAAAUUAAUUGAAAAUAGUCAAAUUUUGGAAAAAAUUAUUAAAGAAAGUCAAUUGGAGUCUAUGCAGCAAAAUCAGACUAGAUGGUUUCCGGGGAAUGCUUUGCACAACGAAUCGUUUAUUCGAAAGGGAUGUGCCCGCGACUGGAAGAAUUAUUUGAGUAGAGAACAGAGCGAUUUAAUUGAUGAGGUGAAUAAAUUUUAA